AUGGGCAAAAGAGUUUACCCCCGCACCAUCGUGGAAGAGGCCCCAAGCCAUGACGGCAAGCCCUGCUACGCGGCGUGGGAAAUGAUAGAAACGGACCCCGAUACCCAGACGCCGCCAGACGCUUCCAAUCGACCUAAGUGGUCCAUCCAGAUCUACGAGACCACGCCCGCGGCCGGCGACCGCGAGUACAUCAAAGGAAUAGCAAAGGAAAUUGAGCAAAAGACGCGCCGGGACCGCGACAGACGCGGAGCGCCGAAUCGCAUCGAUAUCCACGGCUUCCCGCUUCCCGCCGACUUGCCUGAAGCAGAUCGCGUGGCACGAUGCGCUGUGCACCAUCGCGCCGAGGUCGCUAAGCGAAACGCCUCCUGCACGGCCGACUUCUUCAUUCCUCCAAAUUUCAGCGAGUUGUGGGAAUACCAAAUCAUCAUCAUCGACAACCCUGGCGCAGCAGAGCCGGGGGGUGGCGCUUUUCUUACCGUGUCUUUCGGUAUGAGGCCUGAGGUCGCGGCCGAGGGGCUUGGGGCUCUCGAUUAUGAUAUUGCGCGAUACACGGGCAAGUGUUUGGGUGAUAGGCUGUGGAGUUACAUGAGCUUCGUCGAGUAUUUCUACGAUUCAUACGUUGAGAACGGGAGGAUCUACAGCGACUUGGAGAAAUGGCGACGAGAGGCCGAGGCUGGAGGGACCAUCCAGCAAGUCGAGCAACAUGAGGGUGCAUAG
This is a messenger RNA of Colletotrichum chrysophilum, 717 nucleotides long. RefSeq lists its product as uncharacterized. NCBI's taxonomy places the organism in Eukaryota, Fungi, Ascomycota, Sordariomycetes, Glomerellales, Glomerellaceae. Bases 1 to 717 code for a protein of 238 amino acids. The record is from RefSeq and is a predicted model, not a curated record. The transcript has a single exon.